UUUUAGGUCAAGAACUAUUCCUGAAAACCAUCAGAAACCCCCUUUGAAGCCGAUUAUUAUGCCACAAGUUGUCAUGAAUGUGUCAAAAGUGCUUGAAAACCUCGGAUUUUUGAGUGGUCUUUAAGCAAUUCUGUCAGAAAACAGCAGCAUCAGUUUGAAUCAGAGAAAUAUCAUAUUUCAGUCUUAGAUUCAUUAUGAAUUUCUCAUGACAGCUACAAUCAGCAUUAUCGAUACAAGAAGACAGAUGGUACAAAGUAGGGCAACAACCCAGUACAUAACGUUUCCAAGAACCGUGAACCAGCCUCACUGUAUGAUCAAACCUAUCCCUCUCCUCUCACUUUCUCGGCACAACUCUCUCAUUUCUCCGGUUCAGCAGCCCUUUAAACAGAUACCUGCAGCUGAUUCUGCUUACAGAAGACACAGAGAGAUACCGAGUCCGAGUAAGGAAAUGAUUUCAAAUAUAGAUGCGAGUGUAAAGAGGGUUAAAAGUGCUGUUAUAAACAGAAUGACAGAAACUAACCACAAGCGGAAGGACACUGGGCAGUAUUUUGGUUGGCUCCUGAAAGCAAGGUUGCAACCAUUGGUUGUACAUCAGAAAACAGGGAACCCAACUAUUGAGGAAUGUAAGGGUAUAGUAGGGUGUUGCAGGGGACCCAGACAGAACCGUUACAUUCCUUCCACAACGUACGGAGAUAAUUCUAGCUCUCACUCUGGGAAACAUGCUAAGCCCGGACACAGCGGCAAGUCUAACCCUGGAAAAAACUCAGUUGAAAGUUCUGUCGAAGGUAAAACGAAAUCUCCGACUCGCCAGGAAUCGUCUCCCAGAACUCCGACUAGCGCUGCUGAGACGCUUUACAAAAAACCCUACAGAAAAGAGACAGUUAUGAACCCUAACAAUUUGGCUCCAAUUCGACUUAUAACAGUGGGGAAGAGCUCCAACGUGAACAUGUUAGAGACGAAGUACAAGUGUUUGUCUGCCCAGUUUUGUGGAGCUUAUAACGUGCCGGGUACCACUGUCACACAGAGAUCUCAACGUAAUGUCUUGGUUCCCAGGUAUGGAACGUUUAACGCAGAGGAAUGUUAUGUGUACGAGCACGAUACCGCUUAUCAAACCUCCAAAAACCCUAUGGUGCUACCGCCCAAAUCAUCAGACAGCAGCUCGUUUAACGUAGAGCUGGACUUUAUGUUGGACAAGUUUGACAGUGACAACGAGGACACAAGCUGCAAGUACCAGAGCGAUAUUCAGCGCAUUGCCAGCAAAUACUCGAACGGAUCAGGGAUCCCAGGAAUGCUUGAUUGGGAGGAUAUGGUGACCAACAUAGCUGACGGUGCACUGGACAUGAGUGGGUCUAGAAGGAGACGGAAGGAGAAAAAAUCCACAAAACUGAGGUCGCCGAUAAUGUUCACGGAAAAGAAGCGGGAAACUAAAAGUAGAGGCUGCAAAGUGAAACCUCUGGAUCUAGAUACUCCUAAUGGAACGGGCGAUAAUAAAACUGAUGAUGAUGUCACGUGGUACGAUGUCAAUAGUCUUCGGUUCAGGAACGGAUGAGAACGUUACUAUUAAUUGAUAUAAUUGAGAAAUGGGUAUAUUAAUGAAGUAACACUAACUGAUUUGCAUAACCACAUCAUUAAUUUCGGUUUAAUCAAUACUUCUGGAUAUCCGUUGCCGAAUUACUGAACAUUGAAAUCCUUGCUCUACCAUAUGUGGUCAUGAAUCACAUUGAGAACUAUUAAGUUUAACGAUCAACUGCCAUGCAGGUAUCGAUUUCAGAUUCUUGGGAAAAGUACUUAAUUUGUAAUUCAUAAUUGUUAAGAUUGAUUUGCAAUUUGGCGAUUGAUUUCAUCUAACUAAUUGUUACUGUGUACUGGGCGGCGCUCAGCCUGUCAUUCCGCCGAAUCUCUAUUUAUGAACAUUAUACUUUAACUUAUAGUUAUUAGUUAUAGCCUGGGGUCGCCAAGUAAACUUAUUCAUAAUUGUAAAUGUAUUUUGUUAAACGAUCCUGUAAAAUUGAAGUUAGUUGACAACAGUAAAAAAUAUGUAAAAUAUUAGCGCACAAUUUGUGUUUAUCUUCAUUUUAAUAGAAUUAGAGC
Bolinopsis microptera is the source of this 2091-nucleotide messenger RNA. RefSeq lists its product as uncharacterized. The transcript is spliced from 13 exons. The record is from RefSeq and is a predicted model, not a curated record. NCBI's taxonomy places the organism in Eukaryota, Metazoa, Ctenophora, Tentaculata, Lobata, Bolinopsidae. Bases 206 to 1549 code for a protein of 447 amino acids.